UCCACAUUUGUGGUCUCGUUGGAACAAUUGCAGCAUAGAAGAAAAGAUGCUACCAGCAGAGCUGGAAGAUCAAGAGCUUCAGCAUAAACACACGCAGGCCUGCAUGCGGAGAACUGUGACUGAGGAUGUUGACGACAUGGACAACAACAACCUGCCUGCGUGUGAGGAAGCUCUGGCUCCGACUCCGACUCCGACUCCGGCUCCGGCUCAACCGUGUCUCCGUAGAGCGGUUCAGCUUUUCAGCGGCGACAUGCGUCUCUGUGGACAGUGGGUGAAAAGACGGGUGGCGGCGGUCCAGCUGGUGGACUGGACGCUGCGAGGCGUUGCCCAGGUGAUGUUCGUGAACAACCCUGUGAGCGGCCUCCUCAUCACGGCCGGCCUCUUCCUGCAGGACCCCUGGUGGGCUGCGAACGGCCUGCUCGGCACCCUGGUCUCCACCGUUUCUGCCGUCUUGCUGCGUCAGAACAGGGAAGCCAUUUCAGCGGGUUUAUACGGCUACAAUGGAACCCUGGUUGGCGUAUUGAUGGCUGCGUUCUCCGCCAGCGGAAGCUGGUACUGGUGGCUUUUACUGCCAAAUAUCUUCAUGUCCAUGAUGUGCCCGGUGCUCUCCAGUGCUCUGGCCUCUGUGGCCGCGACGUGGGACCUCCCCAUAUUCACCCUUCCUUUUAACAUCCUGGUGUGCCUGCACGUCGCAGCCACGGGGGCCGCCCACCCCUUCUUCCCUGAGGUGAGCAUCCAGCCCAACCUGUCCUCUCCUAAUGGCUCAGUGGCCGACCUCAGCAUCUCCCAGCUCCUCCUGUCGGUGCCGGCUGGAGUCGGCCAGGUGUUCGGCUGCGACGGCCCGUGGACAGGAGGCCUCGUCCUUCUGGCCCUGCUGCUCUGCUCGCCCACCAUUUGCCUGCACGCCUUGGUGGGCUCUGCCGCCGGCGCGUUGUCAGGACUCGCUCUGGCGGCGUCUCACAGGGACGUGUACUCGGGCCUGUGGGGGUUCAACAGCGCCCUGUCCUGCGUCGCUGUUGGAGGCGUCUUCUAUGUCCUAACGUGGCAAACGCAUCUACUUGCCCUCACGUGCGCUCUUUUCUGUGCGUACAUGACUGCAGCUGUAUCCAAAUCGAUGUCUGUGCUUGCAUUACCGGCCUGCACAUGGCCUUUCUGCCUGUCCACUCUCAUCUUCCUCCUCAUUUCCUCCGAGACCCCGGCCAUCUGCAGACUGCCUCUGUCUGUGGUCUCCUACCCCGAGGAAAAUCUGCGCUACCAGAGACAAUUAAAGGCCUCGGAGAAAGCGCAGCAGCGUCAGCACGGCGGUGGCCAAGAAGAGGCCCCGCUGAAGGAGAGCGGCGAGUCCAAAUCCCAGCCAGCUGGGGAGAGGCGCUGCAGUGAAUCUGGAUGAGGGGAGGAGAUGCUCUUCCUCUCUCUCCUAGUCAGACACAUUUUUGGCCUUUUCUAUCUUACAUAAGAAACUGUGUUAUAUAAAAUGCCAGCAGCGAGGUGCUCUAAAUGGCAAACAUUUGUCUCUGCACUGCACCUGUUCUGCACAGCAGGGGGCAGCACUUCUCCAAGAAGAGACAGGACCACUGUGACUGCAGAGCUAACGCUAAUUCUGAGGAGGUUUGAAUGAGUGACCACAAUUAUCUCACUACUUAUUGGCAAUAAUGCAUAUUUGAUAAAGAUUUAACCUCUCAGGCAGUUUUGUGUUUUCGUUUACAGCAGUUGUCAAUCAACCAAGCCCAAGGAAGUCAAAAUGACCUCUUUCUCCCUAUAUACCUUUCUAACACAACUAUAGCGGUUGCUAGGAAAUGAUUGAAAUGCAGCUGAGCAUUGCAUCAGUGCAGACACUGCUCCUCCACCAAAAACUCCCUCUUCUCUGCCGGCAAUAAUCCAUCACUGCCUCCUGUACUGCAAUCUGCCCCAUUGUUUCCUCUAAUCAUUUCUCUUGUCCUCUCUUUUGUGUUCCCUACUCUCCCUCUAGCGCAACCUAACAUAUCUUUCUAAACCCUUUUUUGCACAUCUGACUCAUCCUCUACCUGCCCCCCCCCCCUUGUCUCACCCUUCUGUUUCUCAUCAAGACAAUCACAGCCUCGGUAAAAAGAGGCUACCAAGAUGUCGACUGAUCAAAUAUUCAGAGCUCUGUCCAAGUCUGCAUGUAUAUUUGCAUUUAUAUAUUUAUGUGUGUCUUUAUUGCCAUCUGCCCGUCUGUUUAUCUGGUGCACCGAGACAUUCGGUCUGGCCAGUGGGACACAUAAGAGACAGUCACACUCCCAGACAUGUGUGGGAGCUGCAGUACAUUAGGAGGCAAGGCGCGAGACGAGGGUAGGGGAUGUGUCUGAAAAUGAGAACAUCUAAUUUUCUUGCCUGGUGAUAAAAUAUGACUUGUUGUGACUGAUUUGUUUGCCAGAACAUCUAAUAUGCAUUUCUUUUUUCCCUUCGCCCUUCAUUUGAACCCAAACGCUCAACGGAGCGGUUUUGCGGUUUUCCCUGCAUCGCCGGGGGAAACUUCAACACUGUUGGUAGUUCCUCUCCUGUCUACCGGUGCUGCUGGGCAGAGGUGACCUUGGUCUGUGGCUUUUACUGCAGCCUUUCACACAGCAAAGAUUGAACCCAGUGACUUCUGAGGGACGGGAUAAGUGCUGGCUGUGGUUUGAUGGUGUCAUUUCCCCCCUUGUGCUAGUGCUGUGCGCUCGCAGCAGUGUGAUUCACCUGCAGACAGCACCGACUGCUCCCACAACACAUAACUGGGGGAAAAUGAGACAGAGCUGAACCCAGCGCAUCGUCACGUAGAUCUGCUCCAGCUGAGAAUAAGGCUGAGCUCGUCUCAAGAUGUAGGUCGAAGUGUUUUAUAACUGGAGCUAAAAUAAAAACAUAUGUAACGUCCAAGUCUGAUGAAAAACCAUACAUGUAAUCACUUAGAACAGAAAUAACCUGCACUGCAUGAGGUCAAGCUAUAUUACCCUGCCUCCUUGUGGCUCCAGCAUCACUCAGCGCCGUACAAAUUAUAUAAACAGGCACCUGAAGUGCUCUUAUCGCGAUGCGUUCAAUGUCUACAUCAACCAUUACAUUGCUUUUGCUCUAACCCUCCCUCAGUGAACUGAUUUCUCUACUUAGCUUUGGCGUUCGCUCCACUUCACAGAUGGACCCUUUGACAUUCUCUUUGUAGACUUUGUUUGUGCGACUUCACAGCUUCAUCGAUGGUGGCACAGCGUCCUGGUCCAGACACAGCAAAGCGCCACGUUUCACAGAUGGGACAAGGUUCCUGUGCCCGUUUGCUUGUCACAACACAACACUUCAUUCAAGUCUGAAAAGUUCCACUAUGGUCUUGUUUAUCUAUAAAACUCCUGUAAUUGGGCCGCAUCAGCUUCCGCCUGAUAACUUUUGUAAACCUUUCUAGCCUGGUGACCAUCAUUGAAUCACCUAAAUAAACUAAUAAACUUCUCCACCUUCAAACUGA
Messenger RNA from Betta splendens (Siamese fighting fish), 3445 nucleotides. Its product is annotated as urea transporter 1-like. Gene Ontology annotation, cellular component: membrane. NCBI's taxonomy places the organism in Eukaryota, Metazoa, Chordata, Actinopteri, Anabantiformes, Osphronemidae. Gene Ontology annotation, biological process: urea transmembrane transport. The record is from RefSeq and is a predicted model, not a curated record. Gene Ontology annotation, molecular function: urea transmembrane transporter activity.